UUUAAAGUAUUUAACUAUUGAAGUAUUUAAGUCGAUGUAGUUAAACAAUGUUUCUCACAAAAUGUGGAUUAUUUUGUUUAAUGGUUUUUGUUCAUGGGCAGAGAAAGGAAUCUAUGGACUGUAAAGAAAACUCUGAUUGUAUGAUGGAUCGUGGAUAUUGCCAUCCUUCUUCUAAAAUGUGUUUGUGCAAAAAUGAAGCGUCAACCUAUCCAGCCUGCACUAUUCAAGAAGGAGACGUAUGUGAUCCUCAAUGUAAGGAGAAAGAAUUUUGUGAUUUAAAAACCAAGAAAUGCAUGUGUUCCCUUGGAGGCUUCACGCUAAACUGCAAUACAAUGGUAUGUCCUGAAUUUCAAGUUCAGCGUGGUAUAAAAUGUUCCUGUAUGUAUGGGGAAGAGAAUGGAAAAUGUAGUAAAUGCAAAGACGAGUGUGGAAGCAAUGAGGAAUGUAGGAACCAAGGUGGAAAAAAGUACAAAUGUGUUUCAAAAGACAGAAGGAAAAUCAGAAGGAAAUCUCCAAACUCGAAACAAAAAACCCCGAAAAAACAAGAAAAGCCUUCAGAGCGGAAAACGUGUCAAAAAGUUGAAAGCUGGGGGAAUUGGAGUAGUUGGACGGCAUGCUCUCAGCCCUGUAAAAAAGACAGUGCUAAAUUUAGAUCUAGAGAAUGUAAAACACAAGGUUGUUGUGGUGGAGAGGGUACUGAUCAAGAAACCGCCUGUAGACCAGAAGAUUGUGGGCUUGAUGUGAAAAAUUUUGGGUUUUUCCCAUUAAAUUUAAAAAAACAGCAAAAGCCCUUAGAGCGGAAAAAGUGUCAAAAAGUUGAAAGCUGGGGGAAUUGGAGUAGUUGGUCGGCAUGCUCUCAGCCCUGUAAAGAAGACAGUGCUAAAUUUCAAACUAGAGAAUGUAAAACACCAGGUUGCUGUGGUGGAGAGGUUACUGUUCUAAAAACCGCCUGUAGACCAGAAGAUUGUGGGCCUGAUGUGAAAAAGUUUGGAGUUUUCCCAUUCAAUUUAAAAAAACAGCAAAAGCCUUUAGAGGGGAAAAAGUGUCAAAAAGUUGAAAGCUGGGGGGAUUGGACGAGUUGGACGGCAUGCUCUCAGCCCUGUAAAGAAGACAGUGCUAAAUUUCGAUCUAGAGAAUGUAAAACACAAGGUUGUUGUGGUGCAGGGGGUACUGAUCAAAAAACCGCCUGUAGACCAGAAGAUUGUGGGUCUAAUGUGAACAAGUUUGGGGUUUUCCCAUUCAAUUUAAAACUGACACUAGGUUAAUAAAAAUACGAUUAUCACUAAAUAUAUUUUCUUAAGUAUUUUA
Eurytemora carolleeae is the source of this 1308-nucleotide messenger RNA. RefSeq names its product A disintegrin and metalloproteinase with thrombospondin motifs adt-2. Bases 48 to 1265 code for a protein of 405 amino acids. NCBI's taxonomy places the organism in Eukaryota, Metazoa, Arthropoda, Copepoda, Calanoida, Temoridae. The record is from RefSeq and is a predicted model, not a curated record. The transcript has 7 exons.